CGCCGUGAGGGCGACGAUGUCGGCUUCCUUAGUCCGGGCCACUGUCCGGGCCGUGAGCAAGAGAAAGCUGCAACCCACUCGGGCCGCUCUGACUCUGACACCUUCAGCAAUUAACAAGAUAAAACAGCUUCUUAAAGAUAAACCUGAGCAUGUAGGCCUGAAAGUUGGUGUCCGAACCAGAGGCUGUAAUGGCCUUUCUUAUACUCUAGAAUAUACAAAGACAAAAGGAGAUUCAGAUGAAGAAGUUGUUCAAGAUGGAGUUAGAGUGUUCAUCGAAAAGAAAGCACAACUGACACUUCUAGGAACAGAAAUGGACUAUGUUGAAGACAAAUUAUCCAGUGAGUUUGUGUUCAAUAAUCCAAACAUCAAAGGAACAUGUGGCUGUGGAGAAAGCUUUAAUAUUUGACUCCACAGGACUACUCCCAGAAAAGUGGAGACCCUGAGGCUCGCUGAAGAAAUCAUGUGACGCCGCACUCUUAGAAUGUAUAAUGAGUGCUGCCUUGUGAGGAAAAUAAAGUAAUGCAUUUGAAAAUUAAA
Messenger RNA from Suncus etruscus (white-toothed pygmy shrew), 537 nucleotides. It is a transcript of the gene ISCA1, whose product is annotated as iron-sulfur cluster assembly 1. Gene Ontology annotation, molecular function: 2 iron, 2 sulfur cluster binding. NCBI's taxonomy places the organism in Eukaryota, Metazoa, Chordata, Mammalia, Eulipotyphla, Soricidae. The transcript is spliced from 4 exons. Bases 17 to 406 code for a protein of 129 amino acids. Gene Ontology annotation, cellular component: cytoplasm; mitochondrion. Gene Ontology annotation, biological process: iron-sulfur cluster assembly. The record is from RefSeq and is a predicted model, not a curated record.